AUGUCAUCAAAUCAAGAACGUGUGUUCGUAACUGGAGCAAGUGGAAAUAUUGGGAGCGAAAUCGUUAAAAGUCUGAUAAAAAAACAAAUCCAUACAACAAUCUAUGUACGAGAUGAACAAAAAGCGAAAGAAUUAUUUAAAAACGACUUAAAUUCUGGUUAUCUCUCAAUUAUUGUCGGCACUUAUACAACACUUGAUGUAUUUACCAAAGCAAUUCAAGGGCAUACACGUUUGUUUCUGCUCUAUGCUGGAAAUUUCAAACCAACAGCAAUGAGUGAAGUGAAAGAAAAAUUUGCGAGAGCUGCUUUUGAGCAAGGCGUUCAUCAAAUUGUCGAUCUUUCAUCAGCUUCUGUUAGUAAUGAAAUAAAGCAAGAAGAAAGUGGUCUUUGGCAUGUGCAUUUGACAUUGACGAACGACGAUGACCCACAGCUGACUGAAUUAACAGCUCAUCUGAGAGAAGAAGUGCGUGGUACACUGGGAUUGGAUAGACUUGGACAAUUAAUGGCUGAAAUGGGUGAAUGGGAUAAAGCAAAAGAUCUGUACCAAGAAAUUCUUAAUUUUAUCAAUCAAGAAGACAGAGCUGGACUUGCGCACAUAUAUCAUAUGUUGGGAUACAUUGAAGCAGGACAAAAGCACUUUGAUAUAGCACUUGAACAUUACGAAAAAUCCGUUAUGAACAGGCUCGGUCAAAAACCUAUAGAUGAUUCGUUGUUGGCCACAACCUAUUCGAACAUUGGCGUUGUCAAUAGGAAUCUUGGUGAUUUCAGUCAAGCACUGGAAUAUUUUCAACGAUCUCUUCAACUUACUUCCAAACACACGAGUCCAAAUAAGAAAGAUUUAGCAACUUUGCACAAUAAUAUUGGUGGUGUUUUUCAAGGAAAAGGCGAACUCGACAAAGCUCUCGAAAACUUUGAAAUAGCGCUGGAACUCUUCCUUCAAUGUCUUCCAUCUACACAUUCCCAUCUUUCAACUAUAUACAACAAUAUUGGCUUUAUUUAUGCGACGAAGAAAAACUAUUCAAAAAGUCUAUUCAACUAUCAAAAAUGUUUAUAUAUAGAGGAACAUUCCCUUCCUUCAAUCCAUCCGUCCAUUGCACACAGUCAUCGUAUGAUAACUGCAGCACUCUUUUAUCUUGGUCAGUACAAUGAUGCACUGCGACAUGCGAAUAAAGCAUUCGAGAUUAGCCGUGCCUCAUUAACAGAAAGUCAUCAACAAACAAGAGAUGAUGAACAAUUCUGUGACUUUCUGAAAUCGUUGGUGGCAUAG
Messenger RNA from Adineta ricciae, 1266 nucleotides. Lineage: Eukaryota; Metazoa; Rotifera; Eurotatoria; Adinetida; Adinetidae. The record is from the annotation of a GenBank genome assembly.